Frieseomelitta varia is the source of this 2113-nucleotide messenger RNA. RefSeq names its product pyridine nucleotide-disulfide oxidoreductase domain-containing protein 1 (gene Pyroxd1). Gene Ontology annotation, molecular function: oxidoreductase activity; flavin adenine dinucleotide binding. The record is from RefSeq and is a predicted model, not a curated record. Bases 212 to 1765 code for a protein of 517 amino acids. The transcript has 2 exons. Lineage: Eukaryota; Metazoa; Arthropoda; Insecta; Hymenoptera; Apidae.
AGGAGUGGUGUAAUUUCUACUGGUAAUCCAUGUCCAAUAUGCAGAGAUGAAUAUCUAAUUCUAGAUUAUCGUAAUAUUGAUUUAAUAAAACAAUUUAUUUCUGAACAUGAUGGAAGAAUUUUAAAUUAUAAUUAUACUGGUCUUUGUCAAAAGGCUUACAAAGAUUUACGUGUAGCAGUAACCAAAGCAAAAGAAUAUGGUUUGCUAACAUAUGAUGUUCCUUUUAGAUAUUAUGAUUAUUCAGAAUGGAAAAAUUAAUGUGUUAAUUUCUAACAUAUAUUUAAGAAUAUAUAUAUAUAUAUAUAAUAUAUUAAUAUCAAAUAAAGCAUACAAAAUGGAUAAAAAAGAAAUCAAUUGUACAUUUGCAAUAGUAGGUGGAGGUAUAGCAGGAGUAUCCUGUGCUGAAAGUAUAGCUUUUCUUGCUCCAGAGGAAGAAAUAAUCCUAGUUACAGCAAGUUCUUUAAUAAAAGCAGUUACAAAUAUGGUUCCACUUGGUAAAACAUUAAUGCAGUUUGAUGUGGAGGAAAAAGACAUAUCAGUCUUAAUGAAAGCACAUAAUUCAUUGAAAAUAAUUAAUGAUUUUGUGAUAAAGAUAGAUUGUUUAAAUAAACAAGUGGAAACUAGAAAUGGAAGAAUUAUAAACUAUAAAAUGUUAUGUCUGUGUAAUGGUGCUAAGCCAAAACUCAUAGAAGAACAUAAUUUUAUAUUAGGAAUAAGAGACACAGAAUCAGUUCUUCAACUUUCUCAAAAAAUAAAAAAUUCCAGAAGAAUUGUAAUAGUUGGAAAUGGAGGUAUUGCUACUGAACUUAUAAAUGAAGUAGAUGGUGUUGAAAUGAUAUGGGUAAUUAAAGAUAAACAUAUCUCUGCAACAUUUGUUGAUCCUGGGGCAGCAGAAUUUUUCAUGGAUAGAGUAUACAAAACUGAUAAACAUAUAUAUACUAAUGUUAGUUCUUUAACUAAAAGAAUGAGAUAUACUAUCUCAAAUACUCCAGCUGUAACAGGUGGACCAGCUUUAGGUCCAGAUUGGCAUAAUAAUUUUGAUAUAAAAGGUGUUUUUCUUAAAUCUGCAAAAGUACAAAUAGAAUAUGAAUGUGAAAUAAUUAAAAUUCUUAACAAAUCAGAACAAAAAGAAUUUGAUCCUACAGAAGAGUGGCCUAUAUAUGUUGAAUUAACAAAUAAAAAAAUUAUUGGCUGUGACUUUGUUGUAUCAGCAACAGGUGUAAUACCAAAUUCUGACAUAAUAGGUUUAGAAGAUAUAAAAAAAAGUGAAGAUGGGGGGCUAUUAGUAGAUUGGAAAUUGGAAACUUCAAAACAAGAUAUAUAUGCUGCUGGAGAUGUAUGUAGUGCAGGGUGGGAAUUAGCAAGACAUUGGUUUCAAAUGAGACUGUGGACCCAGGCACAUCAAAUGGGUCGAUAUGUUGCAAAAUCGAUGGUUUCUAAGUUAAAAAAUGAAAAGUUCUUACAAGAUUUUUGUUUCGAACUUUUCACUCAUGUAACUAAAUUUUUUGGUCAUAAAGUAGUUUUACUUGGUUUGUACAAUGGACAAAAGUUAGAUAACAAUUAUGAGAUAUUAUUACGAAUGACUAAAGGAACAGAAUAUAUAAAACUUAUACUAAAAGAUAGCAAAAUGCAAGGAGCAGUAUUAAUUGGAGAUACUGACUUAGAAGAAAUGUGCGAAAAUUUAAUACUUAAUCAAUUAGAUUUAAGUAUUUAUGGAGAAGAUUUACUAAAUCCUGAUAUUGAUAUUGAGGAUUAUUUUGAUUAACUGUAUAUAGGAAGUCAACUUAACAAACUUGUAUGACAUUUCAUUAGUUUAGUAUUAAUUUAUCUAGAAAAUUAUUUAAAUUUUGUUUGAGUAAUAUUAUUCUAAUCUCACAAAUCUUAUACAAAUUUAAUUAAAUAUUCAUAUUUUGUAUAGAUGUGUCUGUAUAAAUAUUACAUGAGUGCUUAUGAGUAAUAAGAAAUAAAAUGAUACAUUUAUAUAUGAAUAUGGCUAAACAUAUUUUUUUACUUCAUUUAUCUUUAUCUUUAAAGUAUAUUAUUGAUGUACGUUUUAGGUCUCUCUCUAAAUAGCAAUCUUAUUUAAUUAAAUUAACUUUCUUACUAAGUUAAA